CCAAAUCCAAUCCUUUUCCUUGAACUUACCUCAAUUAUGUAUCACUACUUUUUCUGUUUCUUUGCAGUGUGCUCUCUUUUAGGGGGUGCUUAAAUUCUCCUUUCUUUUGAUUCCUUUGCUAUCAUUUUUUUUCUUCUUUCUUUUCCUUUUCUAGCCAUAACCCUUUAUUCUUAUCCCAUCCUUGGUUCAAAAAAUUUCUUUCUUAUUUUUCCUAUUUGGUGCAAAUUUACUUCCUUUUGUUGGUUGAUUUUGAAGUUGCUUUUCUUGCUGGUGUGUGAUUUAACUCAACACUAAGAAAAAACUUAAGAUGGUGAGAGGAAAGACUCAAAUGAAGCGUAUAGAGAACGCAACAAGUAGACAAGUAACAUUCUCAAAGAGAAGAAAUGGUUUGUUGAAGAAGGCUUUUGAGUUAUCAGUUUUGUGUGAUGCUGAAGUUGCUCUUAUUGUUUUCUCUCCAAGAGGGAAACUUUAUGAAUUUGCAAGCUCUAGCAUAACAGGAUCAAUUGAACGUUACCGCAGUCAUACCAGGACUAAUAAUACUUCAACACCUGCAUCAGUGGAUCAAAAUACUCAGGCUCAAUUGAAGGAAGAAUCCCAACACAUGAUGAAGAAGAUUGACCUUCUUGAGGCUUCAAAACGGAAACUCUUAGGACAAGGUUUAGGGUCUUGUUCCCUUGAUGAACUACAAAAGAUAGAGCAACAAUUGGAGAGAAGUAUAAGCAGUAUUCGAACAAAAAAGAAUCAGAUUUUCAGGGAACAAAUUGAGCAGCUAAAAGAAAAAGAAAAAACCCUAAUUGCUGAGAAUAUCAGGCUCUCUGAAAAGUAUGAUAAGUUUUCCCAACCAGCAAAAAAGGAUGAAAGAGAAAAUUUACACGAACCCUUUGCAGAAAGUAGUCCAAGAUCAGAUGUGGAGACUGAAUUGUUCAUUGGUCUUCCAGAAACAAGAACAUGGCGCAUUUCUCCAAAGAUUUAGUUGAGAUUGAAGAAUUGAAACGAUGAGUUCAACUAAUUAUGGAAAUGAAAAUGAAAAUAAGGGUAAGGGAUACAAUUUUUCAUUAUGACAGGUUGUAUUGAUAUACCUUUAUAACAGACUCAGAACUAUUCACUUCCAUUGUGUUGUAACAUUCAUGCCAACCUUUUAGGGUUUUACCCUAUUAUCCCAAAAAUGUUUGUUUCCACAAACUAUUAAAUUUUCUAUUCUAUUAUUCA
Messenger RNA from Cicer arietinum (chickpea), 1209 nucleotides. RefSeq names its product MADS-box protein SOC1. NCBI's taxonomy places the organism in Eukaryota, Viridiplantae, Streptophyta, Magnoliopsida, Fabales, Fabaceae. Gene Ontology annotation, cellular component: nucleus. Gene Ontology annotation, biological process: positive regulation of transcription by RNA polymerase II. Gene Ontology annotation, molecular function: DNA-binding transcription factor activity; RNA polymerase II transcription regulatory region sequence-specific DNA binding; protein dimerization activity. The record is from RefSeq and is a predicted model, not a curated record.